Paraphaeosphaeria sporulosa is the source of this 2048-nucleotide messenger RNA. RefSeq names its product DNase I-like protein. The record is from RefSeq and is a predicted model, not a curated record. NCBI's taxonomy places the organism in Eukaryota, Fungi, Ascomycota, Dothideomycetes, Pleosporales, Didymosphaeriaceae. Gene Ontology annotation, molecular function: double-stranded DNA 3'-5' DNA exonuclease activity; DNA binding; zinc ion binding. Gene Ontology annotation, cellular component: nucleus. Bases 93 to 1916 code for a protein of 607 amino acids. Gene Ontology annotation, biological process: base-excision repair. The transcript is spliced from 3 exons.
UCGUGUUGCUGCUGCGCGCGCCUCCAGCGCUCCACGACGAGAAGGAGAGGUGCCAUGAGGCGUUCGCGCCGUGCCCACCCGUCUCACGCACCAUGGUCCGCAUCACCACCUGGAACGUGAACGGCAUCCGCAACCCCUUCGGAUACCAGCCAUGGCGCGAGAAGCGCACCUUCGACUACAUGUUCGACGUGCUCGAGGCCGACAUUGUCGUCAUGCAAGAGCUGAAGAUACAGCGGAAAGACCUGGGCGACGACAUGGUGCUGGUCCCCGGCUGGGACUGCUACUUCAGCUUGCCCAAACAUAAGAAGGGCUACUCUGGCGUCGCCAUCUACACGCGCAACGCAGUGUGCGCCCCCAUCCGCGCCGAAGAAGGCCUUUUGGGUGUUCUGUGUCCGCCCGGCUCUUCGACGCCAUACCGAGACCAGUCUGAAGACGCCGCCAUCGGUGGCUACCCCACGCCCUCCCAGGUCGCCUCACUCGGCGUCGACCCUGCCGCCCUCGACGCCGAAGGCCGCUGUGUAGUCCUCGAGUUCCCUGCCUUCGUCAUCUUUGGCGUCUACAGCCCAGCCAACAGCAACGGUCUCCGCGACGACUUCCGCUAUGGCUUCCUCACCGCCCUCGACACGCGCAUUCGCAAUCUCAACAAGAUGGGAAAGAGGGUGAUCCUCACGGGAGAUCUGAAUGUGUCACGCGAGGAAAUAGAUACGGCCAAGGCAGAAGAGAGCAUGCGCUCCGAAGGCAUCACAAGGGAGGACUACAUGAACGCUCCGAACAGGCGCGUCUUCAACCAACUUCUCGCACACGGCAAGAUCUAUGGAGCCCGUGACGAGGGAAGAGAUGAGCCGGUUCUUUGGGAUCUUUGCCGGGAAAUGCACCCGGAACGCGAGGGCAUGUUCACGCAUUGGGAACAGAAGAUCAACGCUCGACCCGGCAACUUUGGCUCGCGUAUCGACUAUGUGCUCUGCAGCAUCGAAAUGAAGGACUGGUUCCAGGACGCAAACAUACAAGAGGGUCUGAUGGGAUCGGAUCAUUGUCCUGUAUACGCAUCUACCAAGGACGUCGUAGACUAUGAAGGUGAACAGGUGCACAUGGUCGAUCUCAUGAACGCCCCCGGUGUCUUCAAGGAUGGUGUGAGAAUGAGAGAGUACAGUCCUGCUCAGGACUUGCGCCCUCUUUCUGGUCGGCUUCUGCCCGAGUUCGACAAACGGCGCAGCAUCAAGGAUAUGUUCAGCAAGGCUCGCGUGCCUCCCAAGGCUCCGUCGCCACCGCAGCAGUCUCCGCCUGAGCUACAAGCAAGUUCUACAGGUCAAUUGAAACCCGCAGUUGUCCCCGAUGCGCCGCACACAGUCAAUGGCUCCAACGACAACCAGAAGAUAACGCUCAAUGCGCCCGAGAAACGUCGCGCCUCGGACGCACCGCUCGCGAGCUCUACAAAGAAGAGCAAGACCAACGCCGUUGUUUUCUCCCAGACCCGAUCGUCCUCUGGCAAAGGCCAACAAUCUCUUCGAGGCUUCUUUGCGCCCAAAUUCUCUUCUGCGAAACCCAAGCAAGAAGACUCCUCGGGCGACUAUGCGCUCGCCAAAAAGCUUUCACAAGACCCACCCGCAAGCCCAGAGGAAGCCAGACUUCCCUCCUCCUUACCGCCGCCUGCCACGCCGCCGCCCAUCCGUGACCCCGAAGCCUCGAAAGAGUCCUGGGUCAAACUCUUCUCCAAGAAGCCGCCUCCCCGUUGUGAAAGCCACGACGAGCCCUGCAAGAGCUUCAUAACAAAGAAGCCAGGCGUCAACUGCGGGAGGCACUUCUGGACAUGCUCAAGGCCGUUGGGACCUUCCGGGCAGAAGGAGAGCGGGACGCAGUGGCGGUGCGGGACGUUCAUAUGGGCGAGCGACUGGAAUGCGCCCAGUCCGCAGAAGUAGCAGCACGAUGGUAGCUGUCGCUGGGUCGUUGGGUAAGCGGGCUGGGGUCGAUCUUGAGGGUUGAUAGCGAGUCAGCACGAUACCAAUGGCAUCCUCUCCACGCAGAUCUGCUGGAGUUAAUUUUCUCCCAAA